AUGGCUAAUAGUGACAGCGUGCAUCGUCUCCCGCGUACAGUGCGCCCGACUCAUUACGAUCUGACCGUCCAGACCGACCUACAACACGAACGUUUCUACGGUCGCGUGUCCAUACAUCUAAACGUGAUAGAGCCCACGAACACCAUAGAACUGCACGCCGCCUCGACACUUGUACUGGUUUCACCUCCCGUGUUCAAGAUCACAUCGACUGCCUCAUCGUCCACCUUCACUCCCUAUCUGAUUCGACGUACAUCUGAGACGCAGCGCCUAGAAUGCGUCUUUGCGGAAACAUUCGAGAAGGGCACAACUGGCGUCCUUGAGAUCGGGUUUGAAGCGGAUCUUGCCAGUAAUCUGCUCGGGUACUACAAGUGUACCUGGUCUGGAGGCGUAUAUGCAGCUACUCAGUUUGAGCCGGUGGAGGCUCGCUCUGCAUUCCCGUGUUUCGACGAACCAGCGCUCAAAGCGACGUACACCUACACGAGCAUCACUCGGCAAGGCAUCGUGUCCUUAGCGAACAUGCCAGCCGAACACGUCUCUUCCACUUCGAAGGAUGAUCUCCUCAUGACUGGAGAAGACACGACACAGUGGGUGAAGACCGUUUUCCAAACGACACCUCCGAUGUCUACCUACAUCGUCGCAUACGCGAACGGUCCUUUCCAGUUCAUCGAGGGCUCAUACACUAGCCCCAUCUCGAAGGAGGAGAAGCCCGUUCGAGUCUGGACAACGGCCGAUCUGAUUGGCAACGCACGCUACACCCUGGACGUAGCGAGUCGGGCCCUACCUGCAUAUGAAGCCUUGUUCGAGCUCGAGAUGCCCUUGCCGAAGAUGGACAUCUUGGCUAUCAGCGAGAGCGACGUAGGCGCGAUGGAGAACUGGGGCCUGAUCAUCUCAUACGCUGGUCAUGCACUAGCAGCGCCAGGAGAUACGAGUGCGGAGCGCGAGUCAGGCGGAAGUAUCUCUCAUGAACUAGCUCACCAAUGGUUCGGGAAUGCGACGACCAUGGCGUGGUGGGACUCGCUCUUCCUCAACGAAGGAUUUGCAGCAUGGAUAGGUGAGGUCGUCGUCCUUGAUACCCUCUUCCCAGAAUGGGGCGUUGAGGCGGACUUCAUCCACGGCCAUCUGAACGAAGCCCUGCGCGUCGACGCGCAGCGCUCGAGCCAUCCUGUACUAGUUCCUAUUGAGAAGGAAAGCAAGAUAAUGGAUGCGUUCGAUAACCUCUCGUAUGGCAAAGCCGCAUCUAUCCUUCGGAUGCUGGCAACCCACUUAGGCCAGAAAGCCUUCUUGCGAGGUGUCGCGCUAUAUCUGAAACGACACGAGUACGCGAACGCAGAGCCUGCAGAGCUUUGGGCGGCAAUCGGUGAAAGCUGCGGUGUUGACGUUACGGGGAUGGUCAAAGAAUGGAUUGAACUGAAGGGCUUCCCGGUCGUGAGCGUGACACCCACAGCCACUGGCAUCGAUGUCCGCCAAGACCGAUUCUUGUCAGAUUGCCGGCCUGACGAUGAGGAGAACAGUACCAUUUGGACUAUCCCGCUAGCUGUUCUACAUCUCGAUACGUCUGCAGAGAUCGUUGAUCACCGGCACGUCCUCAACACCCACUCCACAUACAUCGAUCUCCCUUCGCCCUCAAUCGUCAAGCUAAACGCAAGCACCUCAGGCUUCUUCCGCGUGUACUACACCCCAGCACACCUGCGUUCCCUUCUGACCUUCGCAACCGACCUGAACACCGCAGAUGCACUCGGCCUCAUUCACGACACCGGCGCGCUAGCCGCAGCAGGUCUUUACGAUAUCGGCCAGGUGAUGGACGUGUUCAACGCGUUCAGCGGAAGUUUCCAGUAUGCAGUACAGCGUAGUCUAGCUGCCGAGCUCGAUCUCAUCGAGCGGACGUGGUGGGAAGAUGACGCGAUCAUGUCUGGGCUCAACACCUUGAAAGCCAAGCAGUUCGGGGGGAUCCUCGACAUUAUCGGUUACGAAUAUGAUCCUGCCGAUGGAUACGCGGUUACGCAAUUGCGCACACUGGCGCUUUCACACGCUGCGAGAGCAGGCGAACCUCGCGUUCUUCAGUUACUGCAGAAGUGGUUCGAGGCUUUCAUGCGCGACCACGAAGGAUCUGGUUUGAAUGCAAGUGCUGUGGCUGUGGCGUUCUACAGCGCCGUCAGACACGGCGCGCAAGAGUCCUACGACAAGGUCUUCAAGGUGUACCAAGACAAUACCGACCCAGCUCAUCAUAGUGCGGCAGUGACAGCUCUUGCUGCAACUCAACAUACCACCCUCAGCGACCGCACCAUCAACGAAGCCAUCCUACAUGCGCGUGCGCCCGAUGUACCGACGUUCCUCCUUGCCAUGGCAAAGAACCCUCGCGCAUCCAGGAAAGCUUGCGAACAAGUGAUGCUACACUGGGAUGAGCUGGAUGCAAAAUUCGGGAAGACGUUCAGCAAAGAUCGUAUAGUACUGAGCGUCUUCUCGAGGCUCUCGAGCAAGGAAGACAUCGAGCGCGUCAGGGCCUUUUUUGAGACGAAGAACACCUCGCAUAUCGAUUCAGCUCUGAGCCGGGUGUACGAGGAAGCGUACACACGUGCGGCUUGGUCUUCGCGAUCGACGGCGGAGCUAAGUGAAUGGUUUGAACACGUCCAUGAAGAGAAAGGCUCGGGGAAGGGCUGUGUCGUCCUUUGA
Molecule: messenger RNA, 2670 nt
Organism: Peniophora sp. CBMAI 1063
Lineage: Eukaryota; Fungi; Basidiomycota; Agaricomycetes; Russulales; Peniophoraceae
Source: the annotation of a GenBank genome assembly